AGAGAAACCCCAGAAAAAAACAUGGUGUUCAUGUUUGUACUAAUAUUCAAUCACAAGUGAUCCUGGGGAUUUCCUCAUCACAUGCACGUACAUCUUACAAGAAGAUUAAUGAUCAACAGGCUGAACAGGUUGGAUGUUUGUUUUUUUCCAGAGCAAGGAGCAUGAUUACAUUUUAAUCUGGAAAAAUAGGUACGCCAGCACAUCUCUGUUCAGCUUGUAACUCACUGAGUAGCUUCUGGGAUUUGUUGUAUAUUUGUUAAAUGGCUUAGUGGGAAAAAAAAGCACAGAAGGAGCUCUAAAAAUUAUGAUGAGAAGUCUUGUGGUAACAAAGAAUAUUUCCUCAAAUGGACUGGGAAAGAAGAGACAAGCAAUACAGCACAUCAGUCAUUUUCCAAAUGGGAAGGAGCUCCUGGCUUUGUGGUGACAAGAGAGAUUUUUAAUUCAAUUAAAAAAUAAAAUUUAAAAAAAAGAGUGAGAGAUUUCUACAUUAGUGCUUUAAUGGCAAGUUUUUCAGAGGACAAAGAAAGGUGGCAAUAAGGGGGAAAAAGAAUAUAUUCUUAGUCUUCUAAGCAUUUUUUAAUCACUGUUGCUGAAUCAGGGCCAGAUGCUGUUUAUGUCAAAACCAAAACAAAAGACAAAGGGAAGGCGCUGCAGCCCAGAAUGGCACCGUCCUUCAGCUGCUGCUCAGCACUCCAAACUAACCUCCCCAUUCCAGCAGCAUCCUUGCUGGGAUGAUGGGUGUAUUUCUGGGAGGCUGUUGAUGGUGUGUGAGCACAAACAGCUGUGAAGGGCCUUUCCAGGAGCAGCAGCUCCUGCACAGCAAACCCCACUUGCUGCUGCUGCUCUGGCAGGCCACGGGCAGAGCCUUGGUGUCUGUGCAGCCCUGGGCUGUGUACAUUGACAUUUCUGUGCCCCACAGGACCCUGAUUCGCUGUGCUUUUAGUAACAGACAAUUGAGAUGAGAUGAAUUUCAAACCUGCCUUGAAAUGGGGCUGUGAUGCUGGAGUGUGUGCUGGGUGGGGUGCACAGAGCCGUGGCAGAGGAGAAUGACCUGACAGGGCAGGAUGGAAAUUCUCCAGGUCCUGGCACCUAAUCUGUUUCCCAUGGACAAAUCGCUGUCAUCCUGCUCUCCCCCUGCCCACAUCCCCAGGGAGGCAGAGGGUCCUGUCCCCUCGUUUCCCAGAGGGAUGGGCACACCUCACCCGUGGCUAAAGGAUGGCUACAGACGUGUCCUGAGCAGCAGAGAUGUGCUGGGUGUGGGAGCCAUUCCUUUCUUGCUCUUUUUUGCACUAUAAACCAAGACAUUCCAUGUCUUACCCCCUUAUUCUUCUUCAGAAAACCAGUCCUGGCUGCUGUGCUUGGGUGGUGGGGUCUGUAACCCCUGUUAGUCUGGGGCUGACCUCCCACAGUCAAGGCCUGGGCCCCCGUGGGCUGAUACAGCCUCAAGACCUCCCCUCUCCUGCCCUAAACAUGAGAUUCCCCUCUUGGAGGGGAAUGAAUCCCCCUAGGAGCAGGUUCUCACCUUCCUUUAAUUUACCUGCAAUGUUGAGAGAAGCCUGGAAAUGUCCCUCAAGUCACGGACAAUGUAAAUGCUGUUUUCCAAAGUGCAGUAUUUCACCUCCCUGGUGUUCUCUCCGAGGUGCUGACGCUGCUGGUGCUCAUGUACCCCCUGCUCCGGGGUCUGGCUCUGCACCUGCACUCUGCUCUCACCGGCAGCUACAUCCCAGGGACACAUUCCAUCGCCUUCGUCAACUGCCUCAACGAGCAGAUCGCCAAGGACAUCGCCAGGGCCAUCAUGGAUAAAAAACUGGCUGCCUACGUGAAUAUCCUGCCCAAGAGCUCGGCCUUAUAUUUCUGGAAAGGGGAACUGGAAGAAUCCACUGAAAUACUGCUGUUGGUGAAAACAAGGACGUCCAAAAUAGGGGAAUUGUCCAACUACGUCAGAUCCAUCCAUCCCUUUGAAAUCCCCGAGAUCAUCAGCCUGCCUAUCGACCAAGGAAACCCUCUCUACCUCCGGUGGAUAGAGGAGAACGUCCCGCGGGACUGAGAGGCGCAAAGCUCAGCUCAUUUUUGGGGAGGCCGGGACCCCCUGAGCCGUGCGGGAAGCGGCUUUUGCCUUCUGGGCUUUGCUGUGACACAGGAGCUUGGGACAGGGAAACCUCGGCCUGCCCCGGAGCCUGGGCUGAGCUGGGGAAGCCUGCACUACAAGCUGUGAGGACACGCGGAGAUGUUCCUGUCAGGACACUCGGGGCUGCCUCAGGCUGUCAGCGGCGAAUUCCAGCUGGGAGCCGUGGCCUGGCAGCCCCAGCAGUGCCAUGUGUCCCCACAGGCAGCCCUGACCCCUGCCUGGCCCCCGCUCCGCAUCCUGCCCCGCUCCGCUUCCCCAGCCCGGAGCUGCAGGAUGUGGCCGGGACCCCCCUCCCCUCCGGCAGCCAGCCCGGCCCGGGAGCCUGGCAGGACUGCAGCAAACACCGCCAGGAUUUAGCAGGAGCAGCGCUCACAAACCUCUGGCCCGUCACGGAGAGCUGGGCAGCAUCACAGUUCAGGGAAGCCGAGUGCCAGCAGGACCACGACACUGCCCUGGCCCUGCCCCUACCCCCACCUGAGCAGUGGCUUUCUGCCCAGGCCAAGGUGAACCUUGUAAAAAGAUCCUUAUGUUAAUGGUUUCUGGGAUGUUCUUGUGGAGCAUUUUUGCGUUAUUUAUGUGGCUGGGAAGGGAAUAAACAGGAGAGUUUCUAACCUGGGCAGACUCUGGUGGUCACAGCUGGGCAGGAUGAAAGGCCUGUCCUGGGCUUGCACACCUCACCUGGCACAGAACACAGCCCAGCAGCACCAGCUGCCCGUGCUGGGCACUGGGCAUCCCAACUCAAUAAUCCUCACGCUACAAAAAAACAGUGACGUUGAAAAAAACCCCUCUUUUUAAUUGUACAUCAGACACAUUAAUUACAACUUGGGUAUAAACGAGACUUGCUUACAAGCAGCAACCUGAACUCAGAAAUCAGAAGGUGCACAGAGUUGUUAUAAUCUCUAUUACAGCGAAUGCAAAAUAUACUCUGCAACAAAAA
This is a messenger RNA of Cyanistes caeruleus (blue tit), 3065 nucleotides long. NCBI's taxonomy places the organism in Eukaryota, Metazoa, Chordata, Aves, Passeriformes, Paridae. The record is from RefSeq and is a predicted model, not a curated record.